Molecule: messenger RNA, 556 nt
Organism: Heterocephalus glaber (naked mole-rat)
Lineage: Eukaryota; Metazoa; Chordata; Mammalia; Rodentia; Bathyergidae
Gene: Txndc17
Product: thioredoxin domain containing 17
Cellular component (GO): cytosol
Molecular function (GO): protein-disulfide reductase [NAD(P)H] activity
Source: RefSeq, a predicted model, not a curated record
CCAUCCCCACAUGGGCCCCGCCCUCUAGCGACGGAACCUCAGGGCUCCUCCUCCGCUAAGUGUUUGCUGUCCCUAUGGCUGCCUACGAAGAGGUGCGUGUGUCCGGCUUCGAGGAAUUCAACCAGGCUGUGGAGCAGCACCAGGGCAAGACCAUUUUCGCCUACUUUAGCGGUUCUAAGGAUGCUGAAGGAAAAAGCUGGUGUCCUGACUGUGUGCAAGCUGAACCAGUCGUUCGAGCAGGGCUGAAGCAUGUUAGUGAAGGAUGUGUGUUCAUCUACUGCCAAGUAGGAGAAAAAUCGUAUUGGAAAGAUCCAAAUAAUGAUUUCAGAAAAAAACUGAAAAUAACUGCGGUGCCUACGCUCCUGAAAUAUGGAACGCCUCAAAAACUGGUAGAAUCUGAGUGUCUUGAAGACAACCUUGUGGAGAUGUUGUUCUCUGAAGAUUAAGAUUCAAUGAUGGCACUUGUGUCUUGAUUUCCUGGUUUGCUCUAGUAUAAAAGAAACUUUGUACUUCCUUUGAAUUCACGUUGGCAAUAAAUAAAUGGUGUUAAAAUCAG